AUGGACCUCACACGCGCGUAUGGACCUCACAGGCACUCCGGCAACCACGGUGCUGGCGUUUGUGCAUCCGGAAUGGAGUCCUGUAACGGCGCGGAGUUUCCUGAACAACCACAAAAGGUCAUUACACCUGGGUACAUGCAGACACGCAAUGAUUGCUGCACGGAGACACGCAAUGAUUGCUGCACGUUGCCGCCGUCCCAGGCACAAGCCCAGAGCAUGCUAAACCCUAAGCAGGAGGUCAACCUUAAGUGCUCAUGCUCUAAUCACACGUAUGAAGAGGAUUUUGACCUGGUGGAUGCAAUUAACACAGGUGGCAAGGCAGUGUUGGUGGUGGAACUGAAGAGUAGGGUUAACUUCAAGUAUGACAUAUGGCAGCCCCUUGCAACAGCUCUAGAGCUGGCAAUUCAGAAUGAGACGGAUCCAGUGACGCUGCUGCUAACAGAUGCUUCAGACUGGUAUUUUGCUACUGUGCAGCUGGUCCAAAAGAUUGAUAAUAAAGGACCUCCCCUGCCCAAGGGCAACUCCCAGGCACAUGGUUACCAGUUCCAGGCAUGUGGUCAUGAGUUCUGCCUCUUCGAUUGGGUGCAGUUCGAAUGCAACCUCCUGUCAACAUCCAAAAGAUCUUCUUCAUCAGUUGUGCCUAAGGUUUUCGCCCAUAUGCAUACUGUGCUGUACCCUGGUGAAGACAUCACCCAGGUUGUAGAUUGGGCAAAGCUAGCCAGUGAGACACUUCAAACUCUGGCAGACAAGUGGGCGAAUCCUGUAAUCACAGACCUGGUUUCAAGUCGAAAGGUGGAGGACCUGAAGCAGAAGCUGGAGGUAGCGGAGCAGGAGAUUGAGGCAGAGAAGAAGACGCUGGAGGUAGCGGAGCAGAAGCUGGAGGACCUGAAGCAGAAGCUGGAGGUAGCGGAGCAGGAGAUUGAGGCCCUCAAAAGGCAGCUGCAAAAGCAGCAGCAGCAUGGCCAGUAAUGGAGAUGGUGUAUAAAGCCACCUUCCCACAAAUACUCAGCUGCUGGACGAGGCACUGUUGUGCUUCCCCAAUCUAUGUGCGUUUUUGUAGUUGGUGGGGCAGCCCCACCUAAGCAGGUGCAUUUGCAUGCCAAGUUGAAAACCUGGCUUGUUGCUCCGAUUCCAUUCAAAUGGCCAAACUUGCAGACCUAAUCACUAUAGAUAUAUGUGUGUUUAUGCAUCUGUCUGGGUGGCUGUUUUUGCUGUUAUAAGAUGUUUUUUCCUGGGGAGACCCCCGAAUUAGUCAGGAGCGCGAGAUUAUGGCUAGCUGCUGAGAUGUGGAGUUGAGGUUACAGUUGAUGGACCAGAUUCGCACGCUGGAUUGGUGGCGAUUGCCGGACCCUCUGUCUCUUCGGUUGUUCGGGUGAAUGGAUGAGGAGGGGUCCUUGAAGGCUGGAUCCGCCAUCCAGUUCGUAUGGCGUAGUACAGUGUGGUAGUGGUGGAUGGUGCUAUAAGGUGAUAAAUCCUAGAACUGACAAUGUGAUAAAGCGGCCCAGAAGCCUCCCACUCUGUAUCAUUACAUUACAUUACAU
Volvox carteri f. nagariensis is the source of this 1541-nucleotide messenger RNA. RefSeq lists its product as uncharacterized. The record is from RefSeq and is a predicted model, not a curated record. NCBI's taxonomy places the organism in Eukaryota, Viridiplantae, Chlorophyta, Chlorophyceae, Chlamydomonadales, Volvocaceae. The transcript is spliced from 4 exons. The coding region runs from base 1 to 969 and encodes 322 amino acids.